Scophthalmus maximus (turbot) is the source of this 6046-nucleotide messenger RNA. Its product is annotated as dapper 1-A-like. The transcript has 3 exons. The coding region runs from base 208 to 2292 and encodes 694 amino acids. Gene Ontology annotation, cellular component: cytoplasm. The record is from RefSeq and is a predicted model, not a curated record. NCBI's taxonomy places the organism in Eukaryota, Metazoa, Chordata, Actinopteri, Pleuronectiformes, Scophthalmidae. Gene Ontology annotation, biological process: negative regulation of canonical Wnt signaling pathway.
AUGACACGUGAGACUGCGCAGCAGAGCGCAGGCUGGAAGGGGGGAAUGGGUCCGAGUCCGACAGCGACAGAGAGUUAAGCAGUCGAAGCCAGCAGCCGAUGCCGUUUCACUGUAGGUUACCGGAUAACAAAGAGAGUGGAGAACGCCUUUAGUGGAUUCAUUUAGCCUCCAUUUGUUCGGACAGUGGGAAAGAAAACGGGAGACUAUAUGUCUUUACAAGAACUACCAGGCUCCUUUGGAGUCAUAUUCCAAGCGUUCUCUCUGCCCAUGGAAGCAGAGCGCAGUCGAAAUAAGAAGAGGCUGGAGGCGAGUCUGGCCGGCUUGUGUGAGCUGGAGCUGCUCAAACAGAGGCAGGAAUGCAGGGUGCUGAGCGCUCUCUGCCUCGGGGACUCGACUGUUACCGGGCGUCCGCCGUGGGGAACUCGACGGUCUGCACGCUGCGCCCUGGACGCAUCAGACUGCAACGCGUCGCAUGCAUCUGGCCCCGGGCUCCAAAUUAACAGUCUCCACUGUACACCCUGGGGUAUAAAGUCAUCUUUAGAACAGCAGGUGGCAGAGCUGAAGGUGAACACGGAGGUAAAAUCUGCAGAACUUCGCCCCGAUCUGGAGGACAAGAGACUCAAUUCAGGAGAGACCCUUGUAACCAGGCAAAAUGGAUCUCUUGAAUCAAAUUACAACCCCUUGAGCCCACGUUCCCUCUCAGCCACUGAGGGGACAGGGGAGACAGAGACACGAGAAUCAUGGCAUUCAGACACAAGGAGAAAAGCCACAGUUACUGAUGUCUUACGGGAGAUGAAAGAUGUUAAUUCCAGUCUUGAAGAUUGUCAACAAGCCCAAAAGUUAGAGACUUAUAUAUUCGGACUGAUCCAAUGCCGAGCCUUACCCAUACGGCCCUCCAAGCCCCACACCAGCCUCACACAUUAUGCCCGAGCUGUCACUGUGGUGAGGCAGAGCAGUUUAUGCUGCAAAGAGGAGCAGCAUUCACCAAAGCAGGUGUCUGUUCAACUGAUCUCAACUCUAUCGCACUGUUCAGAGGGAACUGUGCCAAAGGUAUAUCAUAACCCUGACCAGGAGCAUUAUCUAGAGUUAGAGUUAAAUGAAGAGGAGGUUCCACCCCCGUACCACCACCACCUCCUUCAAAGUGUCCAGUACCAACCAAGAUUUAUUCGCAAGCCCAUGCAGGCCUCCAUGGUUAGCAUGUCCGGCUCAACCUCGCCAGACUAUACAUCUUGCAGUAUGCUGCAAGCCAACAAAGACUCCAACAAUAGUGAAACUGAUUCACCCCAACAUUUCCUCAACUACCAGGCUGUUCCAGUUCAUUCAAAGCCUCACCAUCCACCAUCUCUUGAUGAGCAGCUUGUCAACGCAGAGUACAUUCCAGCCAACCCCUGCCGAGCCUCCACCAGAGCAUUUGCCCAUCAUCACUCCAACCCACAUAAGGGCUCUGGGGUGCCUAAACCCAACAAAAGCAUGUUUUCUCCAGAACAAAGCCAUCAUAAUGAAGAGCAGCAGCCAACAGUAUCUCAGAUCCUACCCUCCAGAUGCCGAGGAGGCGCAAAGAAAUGUCAUUUGAGUGAAGACAGAAUUUGUGCCAGUAGGAAGACUGGGAAGAAGGCAGGUAGGUCUCAGUCAGGGAACAGCCAACAAAGGGUUCCAGAGCGAAAGUACAAUACUGUAGAGAGGGAUGGUGGAGGAAGCGGAAGCGGUGGAAGGGGAAGCUGCAAUAGUCAAUCCAGGAGCAAGAAACAACAGCAAGGAAGUGGUAGCUACCGGCGCUGGCAGUCCAGUCUUGAGCUCAGCCAAGAUGAAGCUGACCAGCCACCUAUGCAGCCACCAAUGCAAGGCUCUUCAGCUUCAAACCAAAGUGACCAAUGUGCAAGGAAAACACUCAAAUCUCGUUCUUCUCAUGCAUCACAUGCCUACCCACACCGCAAUCACCACCAUCCCCAGUCUCAGCAUCAUCAGGACAUGGAGUGCCACUUAGAGAGGGACAAAGUGCCACUGUGUAAGCCCAGUGAGGACUACCCUCACCAAGGUCGGCGUGAGUCUGAGUCAAGUAUGAGCGAGGCAGACUCUCCAGAUUCCAGCUCUUUGUCCAGUGACUCUGAUGAAAGUGGUGGUCUGGUUUGGCCCCAACAACUCCCCCCCCAACUUUCACUCCCAUCACCUCUUGCCCCACCUGGAGCAACAAUGCAGCCCAAAGCUUUUGUCAAGAUUAAGGCUUCACAUGCUCUUAAGAAGAAGAUCCUGCGCUUCCGCACUGGUUCGCUGAAAGUAAUGACAACUGUAUGAAGUGGAAUAAUGGCCAAACUGAAGGAACAUAAACUGCAGAGUUUUGGACUACAUAGAAUGGUAAACCACAAUCUGUGAAGAUAAAAUCAAUUGGUGAAUCGUAACUUUGAAAAUCAAAUUUUUAAUGAAAGUUCUAUGAUCUUCUCUGAGUGAAUUUAUUGGAUGGAUUUAGAUCAGCCUUAACAAGCAAUGGAGAAAAUCACUUCAUCUGCCAUUUGUAAAAAAAAUCGUAAAUGAUAUUGUGUACUACAGUCUGGAUUACUCAAAGUUUGUCAAAGGGUAACCUACUCUAAUGAAAUGCCCACACACUCAAAUACACACCUACUGAUCCAGUAUGUCACAGUCCAUACUGACAUUGUCUCUGCGGUGGCAGUAGUUCAUGGUUUUAGUUUUUGACCAAACAGAUUCAUCUUAAAUAUACCUGCUAUUUUAAAAGACAUUGAUUUCUAGAACAGCAGGUGGCAGACCUGAAGGUGAACACUGAGGUAAAAUCAGCAGAACCUCCACUGAUCUGGAGGACAAGAGACUUAGUUCAGGUAAAAUUAUCAACUCUGCUUCUGCCAAAAAGAAAAUUUCACUGCGAAGCACGUGGAACAUGAAGGUGGCUCAUUUUACACCAUAAAAGCCUGUGACUUCAGUGCUUUGUAACUGUUAUAUCUAAUUUUUUUUCCAUAGCUUCGUCUGUUUUUCAGAAUGCAGGUGUUGAACAAAUAUCCUCCUGUGAGCAUUUGAAUGAAUGAAUGAACAUCUCAUUACUUUUUCUAUUACUGAGUUGAACAUAAGCUGCAGAGUUUUGGACUACAUAGAAUGGUAAACCACACUCUGUGAAGAUGAAAUCAAAUGGUGAUACAUAACUAUGAAAAUCAAUGUCUUCAUGGAAGUUCUAUGAUCUCCUCUGAGUGAAUUGAUUGGAUGGAUUGUUAAGGCUUGUUUAGGCUGGAUAGAUCAGCCUUAACAAGCAAUGGAGGAAAUGGCUAUCACCUCAUCUGCCACUUGUUUCAAAAAUGUUUAUUUAAAAUUGUAAAUGAUAUUGUUUACUAAAAGUCUGGAGGAAGUUUGUCAAAGGGUAACCUACUCUAAUGAAAUACCCACACAUACAAAUACACACCUACUGAUCCAGUUUGUCACAGUCCAUGCUGACAUUGUCUCUGAGGUGGCAGUAGUUCAUGGUUUUAGUUUUUGACCAGACCGAUUAUUCUGAAAUAUACCCACUGUAGUUAAAGACAUUGGUCCUCAUGCAAGAUCAUUUUCAGAUAUUUUAUCCUAAAUGUGUUUUUGUCUCUUUUUCUUUUUUGUGUGGCUUGUUUGUAUGAGUAAUCCAAGUCCAUUUCACCAAACCUUUCUAACUGAAUGACGAAUACCACCUGUUAAUUAGGAACAGCCCUUCAGCUGUGAUUUUGUGCCCUGGGUAGGUCAAACUCUGAGCCAUUGACAAUUCAAUUCAAUUUUAUUUGAAUAGUGCCAAUUGACAACAUACAUCGAUUCAAGGCACUUUACACAGUAAGGUCAAGACCUCACAAUAUUAGAGAGAAACGCCAACAGUUUGCGUUUCUUUAAGAAAAACCUUGGAGUUUAAACACCCUUUUAACAGGAAGAGGAAGAAAUCCGUAGCAGAGGUGGACUUGCCUGACAACUUGAGUUGUUGGCGGCCAUCUGCCAUGACCGGUUGGGGCGAGAGUAGAAAAAUGGGGUAGAGAGUGAGGUGGGCAGAAAGAGGGGUAGAGACGAAGAGAGAAGAGAGAGAGAACAGUUGAACAAUUAGAUCUCUACUAGAAGCGCAGAGAAACGUGUAAGACUGCAACUCUGCCUCCUGGUCUCAACUCUGGACUGUAACGGUUUUGACUGUCUAGCUGGGUGAGAUUUCUAGAAAGGAGAGCUGGACCAUCCAAAGUAGCAUGAAUGCCAUUUCUCCGCAUCAGACCAGGUUUUCUCCAAAAAGUUUGCCAGUUAUCUAUGAAGCUCACACUGGACACCACCUCGACAACCAGUGGUUGAAGGAUGACAUGCACAUGUCAUCACUGGUGAGGUUGGGCAGCGGUCAAGAGAUAACUACUGAGUCUGUCAUUGUUUUUGCGUAAGAACACACUGAUUCAUUUUUUUUCUGGCCUCCGAUUGGUGUAAUCGGGUGUCAUUACUGCUGACGUGAAUAACAAUUUUACCAUAUCUACGUUUUUCCUUAGCCAGCAGUUUUAAAUUGGAUUGAAUGUCUCCUGCUCUGGCCACAGGAAUGCAUUUAACUAUAUCGUCGCUGGUUUUGCUAACUUCACGUACCUCAGAGAAUAGAGUCGCCAAUGACCAGAGUUGUUUUCUUAGCGGCUCUUUCGCUGACACUUUCUCGCAGGCAGUCGGCUGCUGGGGGACCUGAGGGAGCUACACUGGGUCGGCUUGCACUGGCUAGCGGGGACUGGCUAACAGUAUUAGCUAAGGAUUUACUUUCCAUGGUGCGGAGCCACGCUUCCUUUGUUGCACAUAAACUAGACUUAUUACAUUUACCAUUAUUCCUAAAAGAGACAAAGGAGUAAUUAAACAUCGAGCACAGAGAGCAGGAGAGGGAGAGAGAUAAGCCACAGUUCUUCACUAAAGCUAACUAGCUAAGCUACGAUACAGAGAGAUAAGACCAUAAAAACGCUGAGUUAGCAAGCAAUUGCUAAAAGAGGGAGAGAGCUGUGAUUGAUUAGACUAAAUCAUGGUGAGUGGAGUGAAUAAUUAGCCCUGUAGUUAGAGAAAACAGCAGUGUUUAAAGAGACAAAGAUGAGCAGUGGAUAAACAAAGGUUAAACCAGCAACCGGAAAUUACCGCAGCACGUCAUCACCAGACACACAAGUACCCCGUUUCAGUCGCAGCCCUGCUUCGUAAAGCCUCUUGAGCACCUCAUACAACCCCACUUCAAAAUCACUGAACUAUCCCUAUAACCGUAUCAACAGUAUGUUUGUAUACUCUCUUGCUCACGCUUUGUCAAUGAGGACUUGUUGAUUCACAUGUUAAUGCAUUUCAGAUCAGUAAAAAUUCUACUUCAUGUUUAAAGGGUAUGUUUUCAGAGGCAAUUUAGGGUAAGUUUCUUGCCUAAAGCAUAGAUUGAACCACCGAUCUUUUCGAUUUGUGGAAGUCUUCUGUACCUCCUGAGCGACGGCUGCCAAAAGAUCUUUUUUCUUACACUUUCCCAUGCAGGUUUCUCCUUUUCAUCUCUUCCUUAUUGUGCACUUCGGAAUCGUAUUGUUGAAAAUAGUAUUACCCUACAAUUAUACAUGUUUUCCUUAUAAAAAAUACAGCUGUUCCAUAUAUAAUGGGUGGAAGUAAAUGUUUCUGUCAGACAUGGACAAAUAUGACUUGAAUUUGUUAUUGAGAUAGUAAACCUUGCUGGAUGAAGAACUGACUUUCAAACUAAAUGGACUAUAAUCUUUUGCCAUUUAUGAUAGCAGAUGACACAAACCAGUGAGAUUUAGAUUAUCUUUAGAAAGUUUUGAUGAGAUCAAAUGCCAGAAUUACAACGACUAAGUAUUCUAGAAGGAUGCUGUGAAAAAUUUUCAGUAGUAAGUAAAUUUCUAUUGUUUUAAUGUUAAUAGAAGGGCACUUGUAGACUAAGAAAGAUUUGCCUGAGAAUUUAUUUAACAUUACAAAGUCACUUUGAGUAUUCAACAGUAUUAUCAUUUAACAUGCACUAUCCAACUAACUAUCAGCUUCAUUUUGUAAUAAAUCUGUUUGACAAAAUGCAUAAGCAUAUAUAAAAUGUGUUUUGAAAAAUAAAGAUACAUAA